AUGUCCAGCAAACGAUCCUCGAGAAAUCAGGCGAAAUCAAAGCCAUCUCCUGAGCAAGUACCUGGUGUUGGGACAUCGCGCAAAGAUGAAAUUAUCGUGGUGCUAGGGCGUGCGGGUUCUGGAAAGAGUACGUUUGUACAGAUGGCAACCUCCGUGCCGCAAGAGAUAUCCAACAACAACAGCUCCCUGAAAGCGACGACCACUUCGGUGAAUGUCGUCCGCGCGAAGGCGUCGAAUGGCGACGAGGAAAGUGGAGACAGAACGGUCAUCAUCGAUACUCCUGGAGUGGAGAACGAUAUCCUCUUGGACCAACCUAUGUUCGUGGAAGUCGGCGAGAAGACUAAAACAAAGCCUCCCGUUCGAAUCGCCGGUAUCAUCUAUUUCAUCCGGAUCGAACAUCAUACUCCCCCAACAGCAAUAUCAGCCGCGUUUAGUAGCAUCAAUCAGUUCCGGGGCCAGUUCCCGAAUCGGUUCGACAAGAUGGUCGUUUUCGCUUUGUGGAAAGCGGGCAACCACCCAGACGAAGACAGAGCUUACGUGGAUGUAGAGCGGGCGGUCGAUUCGGAGAGGAAGAAGAGAGAAACGAUGGCUCUCAUUACAAGCAAGGACUGGGACAUGACUGUAGAGUCUGCGGUGGCAAUCCUGAACGAGUUCAAGCACAUGCCAACUCAAGAUACGAACGGGAGGAUAUCAAUACUACAAAGGAUUUUGGCGUUGCUCAAGAAGUUACUAGGUGAGAAGCAGAAAAGUCGGGAAACGCCUAGGGACUUCGUCGUAGUCGUUAUCGGUUCAAAGACGUCGGGCAAGGCGAAGUUCGUGGAUGGCUUGUUGAGUGCAUCUGCCAAGACUCAACGGGCAGUGAAGACGAAGCGACGGAUAACGACACAGGUAGAGGGGCGUCGUAUAGCCAUCAUUAACAUCGACUUGAGCCCCAAGGUAGAUCACAAGAGUCUAGUUCGAAGCUUCAAGAGAAGAAUUGGAAAGGGACGGCUGGCAGGCGAAGACGAGGAUUAUUGA
Molecule: messenger RNA, 1017 nt
Organism: Pleurotus ostreatus (oyster mushroom)
Lineage: Eukaryota; Fungi; Basidiomycota; Agaricomycetes; Agaricales; Pleurotaceae
Exons: 10
Coding region: 1-1017 (338 amino acids)
Molecular function (GO): GTP binding
Source: RefSeq, a predicted model, not a curated record